This is a messenger RNA of Postia placenta MAD-698-R-SB12, 513 nucleotides long. RefSeq lists its product as hypothetical. Lineage: Eukaryota; Fungi; Basidiomycota; Agaricomycetes; Polyporales; Adustoporiaceae. The transcript has 5 exons. The coding region runs from base 1 to 513 and encodes 170 amino acids. Gene Ontology annotation, cellular component: Golgi apparatus. The record is from RefSeq and is a predicted model, not a curated record.
AUGGAUGUCCUCCUUCGCGUCACGGACACCGUCAAGUCCUUCCGAGUGAGCUGCUUCGGUCAUGAGACCCGCCUUAGCGCACUCCGUCCUGUGGGCGAGUUCUUUGACCACCACCGAAUCUCAAAACCCGCCGACUUGAACACAGCCACCUCCCGUGUCUCAUAUAACACGCGAUACUUCUCCGGAAACUAUGGGGUCAUCGUUGGCGUCCUUGCAGUCUACGCCCUCAUCACGAACCCUCUCCUCCUGAUCUCGCUGGGCUUCCUUAUCGGCGGGUUCGCUGCCAUCAACAAAUUUGCCCCCGAGCCAAUGCAAGUCGGAGAGCACGUCGUGACCCAGAAAUCCCUAUACACGGGCCUUUUUGUCGUCGGCGUCCCGCUCCUCUGGUUCUCCUCGCCGCUCGGCACAUUCUUCUGGCUCGUCGGCGCAUCGUCUUUCCUCAUCCUCGGCCACGCGUCUCUAAUGGAGCCUGGCAUCGAGAGCGAAUACGCGUCAGUCGGUGAUGCUGUCUAA